UAAACUAAGAUCAUUAAACAAAAAUCAACAAAAUUUAUUCCAAAUCUAAUACUAGCCCAUCACUCUCUCUCUCUAACUUGCUGCUUUCACACCCAUUUAGCUUCCCACAGUCCACACUUUCUCUCACUAGAAAAAGACUCCAUCUUUAUCAUAUGCAGUGACUGCCAUUAAAGAAGUGUUGGAGAGUGGAAGAAAAAUGAGGGGAGCUUUAGGGGCAGUGAUAGGGAGGUACCCAUCAAGUGAUGGAAGUACCCAAAUUGGUGGAAUUAUUAGACACAAUAGAAAAUGUAGAGAUGUUGCAUUUCUUCUUGUCUUUAUUGCUUUUUGGAUUGCUAUGAUUGUUAAUUCCAGUUUUGGAUUUAACCAAGGGAACCCUUUAAGGCUUACGUAUGGGCUGGAUUAUAAAGGAAAUGUAUGUGGUGAUAAGCAUGCAAAUCCAGGUCUUCGCCAAUUGGAGCUAAUGUAUUGGUUGAAUCCAAAUCAGGUGUAUCUUAGUGGUUUGAAGAACAGCCAAUUCAAGCUGCCUAAUGCUAGGAGUAUUUGUUUGUUGGAUUGCCCCGUACCAUCGGAUGAUGGACUAAAUUGGGUAUGUGAUUAUCCGGAGGGAGAUAUCCGUUUAUCAAUGGAUGAUUGGAUUGAUAGGAAUUAUGAUUAUUUUGAGUUCCUUACUCCUGAAAUGAGGAACUCAUCCCUUCAACUCCAGGGUCCUUGUUACCCUGUUAUAUUUCCUACUGUUAAUGUUUUCUGGAGGUGCCAAUUUAUUGCACAUGCAUCAAAUGUGUCUUUGCGGCAUUGGCAACAAAUGAGUGAAGUGAAAAUCAAUGAGGACAUUAUAAUAGACAAAUCCAUACACAAGUCCAUCAAUGCUAGGUCGUCCGUAUUGAAGAGAUACAUGGCUGAUAUUGGGAAAUCAUGGCCUGUACUAAUUGUUUGCGGGGGAUUGUUGCCACUGUUUUUAUCUGUAAUUUGGCUGCUAAUGAUUCGGCAUUUUGUUGUUGCAAUGCCUUGGAUAACAGUUGCUCUCUUUGACAUUCUCAUAAUAUCAGUAACAAUGUUCUAUUACUUGAAAGCUGGAUGGAUUGGUAAUGAUGCCAUCUCUCCCAUCAUCGGUGAGCAUGAUCCGUACUACCACGUAUAUGGACGGGAACUAAAUCAUCUUCGGGCUUUUACUGUUCUAAUGACAUUUAUAAUGGUUGUUUCCAUCCUUACUUCAAUUGCCAUCAUACGCCGCAUACUUAUGGCAACAUCUGUUCUGAAGGUUGCUGCAAAGGUCAUAGGCGAAGUUCAAGCGCUCAUAAUAUUUCCAGUUAUACCAUAUGUUGUCCUGGCAAUAUUUUAUAUGUUCUGGUUUUCAGCUGCCUUUCAUCUGUUUAGUUCAGGUCAGAUUGUCCAAAAUAACUGCAAUUCCAACUGCUGUGCAUAUGAUCUUGGAGCAAAGAGGGUUAACUGUGACAGUUGUUGUGGCUAUAGUAUCCGUUAUACUCCUCAUAUAGCAGUUUCCAUCUUUUUCCACCUUUUUGGAGGCUAUUGGGCUACACAGUUUUUUGUAGCGUGCUCUGCAACUGUGAUUGCAGGCUCAGUAGCCUCCUAUUAUUGGGCUCGUGGUGAGACAUCGCCGGAAAUCCCCUUUCUUCCAGUUUUUUCCUCUAUGAAGCGGCUCAUCCGUUACAGCCUUGGGUCUGUUGCACUUGGCUCCCUUAUCGUGUCAUUUGUGGAAUCUAUUCGCUUCAUGCUUGAAUCAAUUCGUCGGAAAUUGAAAGUUGCAAAUACUACACCAGACAGUUGGAUUGGGAGGAUGGUGCAUCAUACCUCUCAGUUCUGUCUGAGAUGUGUUGAGUGUACUAUAAAGUCUGUGAAUCGCAAUGCUUAUAUAAUGAUAGCUAUUACAGGUAAAAGCUUUUGUAGAGCAUCUUCAAUCGCAACUGAACUGAUCAUCAACAACAUCCUCAGGAUAGGGAGGGUGAAUGUCAUUGGCGAUGUUAUUCUAUUCCUCGGAAAGCUAUGUGUCAGCCUUGCAAGUGCUGUUUUCGCUUUCCUCAUGUUGGAUAUGCACAAAUACAGAUCUUCGCAUAACAAAAUAUCCUCUCCACUGUUUCCUGUAUUGGUUUGCUGGGCUCUAGGCUAUAUAGUGGCUACGCUGUUCUUUGCGGUAGUGGAGAUGUCGAUCGAUACUAUAAUUCUAUCAUUCUGUCAGGAUACGGAGGAGAACCAAGGUACGGCGCAGUAUGCUCCUCCACUGCUUAUUGAGACCCUCAAUGAUCAAAGUGAGAUGCAGAGACUUACACAAUGAUCCUUCUAAACAUGUCCAUGUAUAAAUUACAUGUGUCACAUUUUGUUAAGUGGAAUACCAUAAAUUUUAAUCAUUAGAGAAUAUUAGUUACUAGUUAGCUCAUAGCAAAGAAAUAGAAGAAAAAUCUGUUAGUUGCCCAUAUUAUUUUUCCUAGUUAUUGAUUCUGCUCUUACAUUUUUA
Mercurialis annua (annual mercury) is the source of this 2470-nucleotide messenger RNA. Its product is annotated as choline transporter protein 1. Bases 197 to 2290 code for a protein of 697 amino acids. Gene Ontology annotation, biological process: transmembrane transport. NCBI's taxonomy places the organism in Eukaryota, Viridiplantae, Streptophyta, Magnoliopsida, Malpighiales, Euphorbiaceae. The transcript has 10 exons. Gene Ontology annotation, molecular function: transmembrane transporter activity. Gene Ontology annotation, cellular component: membrane. The record is from RefSeq and is a predicted model, not a curated record.